UUCGACAUUAUUCAGUAUUCACUGAAAUAUAUAUCUGCUCAUUUCCAUGAAUGGUCAUUUCAGAACUAAAGGCAGGCAAGGAUGGCCACCAACACCAAUAAACCUCUCUCUCUGCUCUUCAUUACCUUCCUCUUUUCAGCUCAGCUCCUACAAGGAAUAGAAACCGAAGGAUGGUUAUCUCAAUCCUCAGAUCAAACCCAGAAACAGCAACAACAAAUAAGUUUGGAGGGAAGGAAGAUGAUAGGAUCCACAGCACCAACUUGUACUUACAAUGAAUGCAGAGGGUGUAAACAUAAGUGCAUAGCUGAACAAGUCCCUGUUGAAGGCAAUGAUCCUCUCAAUAGCCCAUACCAUUACAGAUGUAUUUGUCAUAGAUAGAUCAUCAUCAUAUGUGUGUGCUUUGUAACUUUAGGGGACUAUCGUAUUUUGUUUUCUUUUUUUU
Messenger RNA from Prosopis cineraria, 442 nucleotides. Its product is annotated as EPIDERMAL PATTERNING FACTOR-like protein 9. NCBI's taxonomy places the organism in Eukaryota, Viridiplantae, Streptophyta, Magnoliopsida, Fabales, Fabaceae. The transcript is spliced from 3 exons. The coding region runs from base 82 to 378 and encodes 98 amino acids. The record is from RefSeq and is a predicted model, not a curated record. Gene Ontology annotation, biological process: positive regulation of stomatal complex development.